Messenger RNA from Mustela lutreola (European mink), 6070 nucleotides. It is a transcript of the gene ADGRA2, whose product is annotated as adhesion G protein-coupled receptor A2. Gene Ontology annotation, molecular function: protein binding; G protein-coupled receptor activity. The transcript has 19 exons. The coding region runs from base 434 to 4435 and encodes 1333 amino acids. Gene Ontology annotation, cellular component: plasma membrane; Wnt signalosome. The record is from RefSeq and is a predicted model, not a curated record. NCBI's taxonomy places the organism in Eukaryota, Metazoa, Chordata, Mammalia, Carnivora, Mustelidae. Gene Ontology annotation, biological process: positive regulation of canonical Wnt signaling pathway; G protein-coupled receptor signaling pathway; sprouting angiogenesis.
GGCGGGGGCUGGCGGCGGCGGGAGCGGCGCCGCGCCGAGCUGCCUCCAUCCAUGGCACGGAGAGGCGGCGGCGGCAGCAGCAGGAGCCCGGCGCGAUCCGCUAGGUUCCAGAUCAGCGCGGAGCGAGCAGGCGACGUGGAGGGGCCCGGCCUCGGGCGGCCCGGCAGCACAGCGCAGAGACUCGGGCCGCGCCGCCGGGGGCCGCCCGCGCCGCGCUGACAGCCGCGCCCGCGUCCUCCCCGCCGGGGCGCUCGCCGGACAUGCCCCCGGGGCGCGGCGGCGGGGAUCCCGGGGCUUGCCUCCGCCCAGGGCCCCCCGCCCCGCCCUCGGACGCCCCGGGCCCCCGCUGAGCACGCCUCCCGCAAGCCCAGGUCCAUCUGGCCGGCGCACAGACGGGCCCCAGAGCUGUGGGUCCCCGCGGGGCGAUGGGCUGAUGGGCGCCGCGGGACGCAGGAUGCUGGGGGCGCCAGCGCGCCUGCUGCUGCCGCUGCUGCCGUGGCUACUACUCCUGGCGCCCGAGACCCGGGGUGCGCCCGGCUGCCCCGUCCCCAUUCGCAGCUGCAAAUGCUCGGGGGAGCGGCCCAAGGGGCUGAGCGGCGGCGCCCCCAACCCGGCGCGCAGGAGAGUGGUGUGCGGCGGCGGGGACCUUCCGGAGCCUCCCGAGCCCAGCCUUCUGCCUAACGGCACCGUCACCCUGCUCCUGAGCAACAACAAGAUUACUGCGCUCCGGAACGGAUCCUUCUUGGGACUGUCCCUGCUGGAGAAGCUGGACCUGAGGAACAACGUCAUCAGCACGGUGCAGCCUGGUGCCUUCCUGGGCCUGGGGGAGCUGAAGCGUUUAGAUCUCUCCAACAACCGGAUUGGCUGUCUGACGUCUGAGACCUUCCAAGGCCUCCCCAGACUUCUCCGUCUAAACAUAUCUGGAAACAUCUUCUCCAGUGUGCAACCUGGGGUCUUUGAUGAGCUGCCAGCCCUUAAGGUGGUCGAUCUUGGCACUGAGUACCUGACAUGUGACUGUCGCCUCCGCUGGCUGCUGUCCUGGGCCCGGAAUCGCUCCCUGCAGCUCUCCGAGCGCACCCUCUGUGCCUACCCCAGUGCCCUACACGCCCAGGCCCUGGGGGGCCUCCAGGAAGCCCAGCUGCGCUGCGAAGGGGCCCUGGAGCUGCACACGCACCACCUCAUCCCAUCCCUGCGCCAAGUCGUGUUCCAGGGUGACCGGCUGCCCUUCCAGUGCUCUGCCAGCUACCUGGGCAAUGACACUCGCAUCCGCUGGUACCACAACCGGGCCCCCCUGGAAGGCGACGAGCAGGCGGGCAUCCUCCUGGCAGAGAGCCUCAUCCACGACUGCACUUUCAUCACCAGCGAGCUGACCCUGUCUCACAUCGGCGUGUGGGCGUCAGGGGAGUGGGAGUGCUCCGUGUCCACGGCGCAGGGCAACGCCAGCAAGAAGGUGGAGAUUGUGGUGCUGGAGACCUCCGCCUCCUACUGCCCUGCUGAGCGAGUCGCCAACAACCGCGGGGACUUCAGGUGGCCUCGAACUCUGGCUGGCAUCACAGCCUACCAGUCCUGCCUACAGUACCCCUUCACCUCGGUGCCCCUGAGCGGGGGUGCCCCAGGCACCCGAGCCUCCCGCCGGUGUGACCGAGCUGGCCGCUGGGAGCCAGGGGACUACUCCCAUUGUCUGUACACCAACGACAUCACCCGGGUGCUCUACACCUUCGUGCUGAUGCCCAUCAAUGCCUCCAACGCACUGACCCUGGCUCACCAGCUGCGAGUGUACACAGCCGAGGCAGCCAGCUUCUCUGACAUGAUGGAUGUUGUCUAUGUGGCUCAGAUGAUCCAGAAAUUUCUGGGUUACGUUGACCAGAUCAAAGAGCUGGUGGAAGUGAUGGUGGACAUGGCCAGCAAUCUGAUGCUGGUGGACGAGCACCUGCUGUGGCUGGCCCAGCGUGAGGACAAGGCCUGCAGUGGCAUCGUGGGCGCCCUGGAGCGCAUUGGGGGGGCUGCCCUCAGCCCCCACGCCCAGCACAUCUCCGUGAACUCAAGGAAUGUGGCACUGGAGGCCUAUCUCAUCAAACCACACGGCUACGUGGGGCUGACCUGCACAGCCUUCCAGAGAAGGGAGGCAGGGGUGCCGGGCAUGCAGCCCGGGGGCCCUGGCCAGAACCCCUCACCGGAGCCUGAGCCCCUGGCUGAUCAGCAGCUCCGCUUCCGCUGUACCACAGGGAGACCCAGCAUUUCUCUGUCGUCUUUCCACAUCAAGAACAGCGUGGCCCUGGCCUCCAUCCAGCUGCCGCCCAGUCUGUUCUCGUCCCUUCCGGCUGCCCUGGCCCCCCCUGUCCCCCCAGACUGCACCCUGCAACUGCUGGUCUUCCGAAAUGGCCGCCUCUUCCGCAGCCACGGCAACACCUCCCGCCCUGGAGCUGCUGGGCCUGGCAAGAGGCGCGGUGUGGCCACCCCUGUCAUCUUUGCAGGAACCAGUGGCUGCGGUGUGGGCAACCUGACCGAGCCAGUGGCCAUUUCGCUUCGGCAUUGGGCUGAGGGGGCUGAGCCUGUGGCAGCUUGGUGGAGCCAGGAUGGGCCUGGGGGCCCCGGGGGUUGGAGCUCCGAGGGCUGCCAGCUCCGCUCCAGCCAGCCCAAUGUCAGCUCCCUGCACUGCCAGCACCUGGGCAAUGUGGCCGUGCUCAUGGAGCUGAGUGCCUUCCCCAGGGCAGUGGGGGGCUCUGGGGCAGGGCUGCAUCCCGUCGUGUACCCCUGCACGGCCCUGCUUCUGCUCUGCCUCUUUUCCACCAUCAUCACCUACAUCCUCAACCACAGCUCCAUCCACGUGUCCCGGAAGGGCUGGCACAUGCUGCUGAACCUGUGCUUCCACAUGGCCAUGACCUCCGCCGUCUUUGCAGGAGGCAUCACACUCACCAACUACCACAUGGUCUGCCAGGCAGUGGGCAUCACUCUGCACUACUCUUCAUUGUCCACACUGCUCUGGAUGGGCGUGAAGGCCCGUGUCCUCCACAAGGAGCUCACCUGGAGAGCGCCCCCUCCACAAGAAGGGGACUUGGCUCCACCCGCACCCCGCCCCAUGCUCCGGUUCUAUCUGAUCGCCGGAGGCAUCCCACUCAUUAUUUGUGGCAUCACAGCUGCGGUCAACAUCCACAACUACCGGGACCACAGCCCCUACUGCUGGCUGGUGUGGCGUCCAAGCCUAGGAGCCUUCUACAUCCCGGUGGCUUUGAUUCUGCUGAUCACCUGGAUCUAUUUCCUGUGUGCGGGACUGCGCUUAAGGGGUCCUCUGGCACAGAGCCCAAAGGGGGGCACCAGCAGGGUGUCCCUGGAGACAGGGGAGGAACUGAGGGGUUCCACCAGGCUUAGGAGCAGCGGCCCCCUCCUGAAUGACUCAGGUUCCCUUCUGGCAACUGGGAGUGCUGGGGUGGUGACACCCGGGCCCCCAGAGGAUGGUGAUGGCCUCUAUUCUCCGGGCGUCCAACUGGGGGCGCUGGUGACCACUCAUUUCCUGUAUCUGGCCAUGUGGGCCUGUGGGGCUCUGGCUGUGUCCCAGCGCUGGCUGCCCAGGGUGGUGUGCAGCUGCUUGUAUGGGGCGGCGGCCUCCGCCCUGGGACUCUUUGUCUUCACCCACCAUUGUGCCCGGCGCCGGGAUGUUAGGGCCUCCUGGCGAGCCUGCUGCCCCCAGGCCUCAGCCUCCCGCGCCUCACCCCGGGCUGUGCCCGCCGCCCCAGAGGACGGUUCCCCGGUAUUCGGAGAGGUCCCCGCCUCCCUCAAGUCCUCCCCGAGUGGCAGCAGCGGCCACGCGCCGUCCCUGGGCCCCUGCAAGCUCACCAACCUGCAGCUAGCCCAGAGUCAGGUGUGCGAGGUGGGGGUGGUGGCCCGCGGGGAAGGGGAGCCGGAGCCCAUGGGCUCCCGGGGCAGCCUCGCUCCCCGCCACCCCAACAACUUGCACCAUGGGCGCCGAGUGCACAAGAAUCGGGCCAAGGGGCACCGCGCGGGGGAGGCCGGCGCCAAGAACCGGCUCAAGGUGCUGCGCGGGGGAGCGGCGGCCGGGGCGCCUGAGCUGCUGUCCAGUGAGAGCGGCAGCUUGCACAACAGCCCGUCUGACAGCUACCAGGGCAGCAGCCGCAACAGCCCGGGCCUUCAGCUCGAGGGCGAGCCCAUGCUCACGCCGUCGGAGGGCAGCGACACGAGCGCAGCACCGCUUCCCGAGGCCGGCCGGUCGGGCCAGCGCCGCAGCUCCAGUCGCGACAACCUCAAGGGCGGUGGGGCCAGCGCGGAGCGGGAGGGCAAGCGGCGCUCAUACCCGCUCAACGCCGCCAGCCUCAACGGCGCACCCAAGGGGGCCAAGUACGACGACCUCGGCGGGGCGGACACGGCGGUCAGCGCCUGCAUGAAGACGGGUCUCUGGAAGAGCGAGACCACCGUCUAGGGCAGGGGUGGGCGAUGCUGCAGAACACGCCGGCUUCUCGGGGACCCUCAAAGACGUCCAGCGGUACGUCAGCAGAUUUGAGGGAGAGGUGCCCAGGGCUUCCUCCGGCCACACUGGCUUUAGUCCCGGAAGCUGGGGAAAAGGACAGGCCAAAGGCCUGCCACUGCCAAGAGGGCCGUCCCUCUGGGCUAGCGACAAUCCCAGGACCGCCAGCAGGAUACACACCUUCCCAGCCCAGGCUAGUUUGGGCAGUGGACUGUGCCAUCCAGGGUAGUGGGGGAAGGUCCUGUCCGCCUGGGAGGUGGGCACAGGCACAGCUCCCAGGUGGGCUCCUUCGGUACUCCCCACAUCUCAUCCACCCUGCCUCGCUGGUGGCUGUCCCUAUCAGGAAAACACAGACGGGAGCUUGAGAACCAUGUUCUCUCCUCACUGCCCUCUACAGUCAGCCAUCUGUGCCUAGAUCCUAGGGCCUCUCCCCAAUCCAGCUUCCAGAGCAAGGAGGGGGCCAGUCUAGCAGAUAAGCCAGGCGGCCAGGCGCAUACGUGCUACUUUUACGAUAAACUAUGCAAGAGAAGGUGGAACAGUGCGAAAGGCAACCCUGGAGAUGGUGUUCUAGGGAAAGGGUACACAGUCGGGGACACAGGAGUGGUAUACAAAGCACAGGGCAGGGCUUAAGAGGUGGUGCUUUAGGACAAAGCCGAGGCCCUGUUCCUGAGCUGCUGACUCCGCCAGACACCCAGGAGAGAUCGGAGGCAACUGGAGAGCAGUGCUUAGAUUUCGAGCCCCAUGCAGUCCUGGCCUAAACCUGGCCCUGUAAACAGUGCUCUGAAGAGGCACCACAAGGCCCCAGGUGGUGCUAAAGGAGCACUUCACUGCUCAAUGGCAAGCCCCAUAGCCUCAGUCUCCCCCUGCCAACACUGAGGGACUGUGGAAGAGCAUUUCCCUGCCUCCAUGAGGCCAUAUGCAAGAACCAUUCCAAAAAUCUGAUCUCUAGCUCCUUAUUAGGGAGAAACCUCCCAAACAUUGAACUGCCUUCCUGCCUCACAGAAGCCCAAGCUGAAUCCCCUAGGGCAGCAGGUAGGAUCUCUGAAGCUCACGUGGGGCCUGUGCCUUCACUACUUUUUUCAACACCAGCAUCCAUAUUUCCCCCAACCUAAAAAGCAAUCACCAGCCUUACUACAGGACCCAAUGAAAUAUGGAGGGAAAGCUGAGCCUGGUGAAGAGGAACAGGAAAACCAGACCUGAUCCAGGUCCCCUCUUGGUGUCCACAUCCUCACAGUCUAAUCACCAAGGCAAAAGACAAAAGGGAGGGGAGAAAAGUUACACACCUUGGGGAUGAAUCCUGUUAUUUAUGCUUGCUGCACAGACAAUAUUAGACCAAAAAAAAAAAAAAAAAAAAGGCAAAAAAAAAAAAAAAGCUUCGUAUUAUUCUUCCACAUACGCUGGCUGCUGUUUACAUACCAUGCCAAUGCCUUAGCACUGGAGAGCUUUUUGCAAUACGCUGAGGGAAAGGGAGGGAGGGGAUGAAAAGUGCCAAAGAAAACCUGUUUUUAAAAGCUCGGGUUUUAUACAAUAGAAUGUUUUCUAGCAGAUGCCUCUUGUUUUAAUAUAUUAAAAUUUUGCAAAGCCCUUUGA